Cuscuta campestris is the source of this 2410-nucleotide messenger RNA. NCBI's taxonomy places the organism in Eukaryota, Viridiplantae, Streptophyta, Magnoliopsida, Solanales, Convolvulaceae. The record is from the annotation of a GenBank genome assembly.
AGAAAAAAGAGCCUCCCACAUAACACAAGGGUUUAUAAUCACCAAUUAUUGAAGAGAAAACCAAUCUUGUGAAGAAUUAUUAAGCACAUCCGCAACGUCGUUGCAACGAGUUUCAACCUCCACCUGCGUCCAACCUUUUGAUUUGAUCCAGCUAAGAGCCUUUUUUACUGCUAAUACCUCCGUUUCCCUUGGGCCAUAGUUGCCUCUAACAGACAUAUUCUUUGAUGUGCAUGAAGCCCCCAAGGUCAUCACGAGAAAGAAAGCCCACUCGCACCUCUCCAUCAACCAAGCAUAUGGACUCGCCAAGUCCAACAUUAACCUUCACGAAGCUAGCCUAAGGUGGCACCCCAAAUUGUCCACACAGUGUGCAAUGCUAGACCCGCCUGGUCAUGCAAAUCAAAAGGCCUAAAAAGUUUCUCAAGCCACAGUACAAAACUAGAAAUUUUAAGUGUGUACCAGCCAAGAUCCGAAGUUGUCCACACUUGAUUUGCGAAUUGGCAGCCUAUGAAGAAAAGAAACACUAUCUCCUCCUCCAUCUGACAAAGCAAAGACUGCAUGGCAUUUUAAAACGAAUUGUAUUCGGUGAAGAGCCACCGAGUCACUGACUAUAUUAAUAGUGGACUAAAGACACACAGAGUGCAAAUCAUACUGCAUAAUUCGAGCCUCAAAAUACAUUUAAGAUUUAAUAGUGUACACUGAACACUUUGCUUAUAGUAAAUCGUUCAAUUCCAGUUCCACUCAAUGUGCAAAUCACUCGAACUUGUUAACUUGAGCUUCACAGACGACCUAAUCAUUGUAUGCAAGGCAUAAGACAAAUCCAUAAAGGCUGUUAGGGAUACUCUAAGAGAACUACAGGCUUGGGCAUAAAUUUCAGUAAGUCAGAAAUUAUAUUUGGAGGGGUAGAUGCAAAGAAUCAAGAGAAAUUCCUUAGAAUGACAAACCUUCCCCUUGGAGAUCUUCCUAUUAGAUACUUAGGAAGCCCAAUAUCUGAAAAACAAGGAUAAGUGAAAAAGAAUGUGAUAGACUAGUAUGUAGCAUUACCUCUAAAAUCUCUUCUUGGGCCAUUAGACAUUUGUCAUAUGCAGGUAGAUGUCAACUUGUUAACUCAGUUUUGUUUGGAAUCAUGACCUUCUGGUGUCAACUCUUUAUUAUCCCAUCGAAGGUCAUGAGAAAAGUGCAAAGUAUUUGUAGAAACUUUCUAUGGAUGGCUACGGCAAACUACUCUAAAGUUCCCCUUGUUAAUUGGGAUGAGGUAUGUCUUCCCAAAACAUAUGGAGGGCUGGGUUUGAGGAACAUGACCUUGUGGAACAGAGCUUUUAUGCCUGGUGAAAUGUAACCAAAGAGAAAAAUAACCUCUGGGUGAAAUGGAUUCAUGAACGAUGUAUGAAAGGGGAGGUGGGAAACUAUAAACUGAAAGGGAAUUGCUGUUUCUAUUGGAAGAAGAUUAUUCGCAAUAAAAAGUGGUUUGAAAAAAUGCCGGUUAUCAAAGAAUAUACAAGAGAGUAGGGGUAUACUUGGCUACUCGACAAGAAGAGUAAAUCAGAUUGGACUUCUUUUAUUUGGAACAAGCUGUCAACCCCAAAGCAACAAUUUCUUCUCUAGCUUACUUGUAAGGGCAGGGUGAAUACCAAGGUAAGAGUGAGCAGAUUUGCUGACAAUGAUAAAACAUGCUCCUUUCGUAGAAUUAAAGAGGAAGACAUCAAUCACCUAUUCUGUAAGUGCCCUCUCACUACUGCUCUAUUGAAGAAAGUAUCAGAUUGAUUGGGCUUUAAAAUCGAGGGGGGAAGUAUAGAAGAAGUUAAAAACAGCCUAAUGACCAUCAAAGGGAGAAGAAGACAAGAAUGCAUUAAUGCAUAUGCAUCCACCUGCUAUUGCAUAUGGAAGACGAGGAACAAACUUGUCCAUGACCAGACUGCAUUCCAGGAAGAAGAGAUAUUCAAUCAGAUUCAAUUACAUGCUGAAGCAUAAUGGAGGAAAAGUUAAACAGCUUCAUAGAAGUAAAACAGAGUUUCAAUGUUCUAUGUUAUGAGUUUAUGUGGUUGUGAACGUUUUUUUUAUCCUGGGGUUCAUUCAAAAGCUCGUGCAUUUUGUUCAAAAAAAAUCCUUGUGUAAUAAUUACUACUUCACAACUGCAUAAAAAACCUCUUGAUUAAUAAGUGUAUUGAAUGUUUUGUUUAACUGGGAUAUUCUUUUAUGCAAUUGUGAAAUAAUUAUUACAUGAGGAAUGGUUCGUUUUGAUUGAAUGUUUUAUUAGCAUUAAUACAAAAUACAUGUUUUAUAGAAUUCAUGCAUUUUGAUCUAGAAAAAAACCACUUUUAAAUUCUUCAAAAUGAAGAAAAUAUCAAACUUAAUUGUCUUUGAAAUAAUCAUAGCUUAAUACCAAUUUCAAAAAUGAAACUAAAACCAAAUU